This is a messenger RNA of Alosa alosa (allis shad), 2382 nucleotides long. RefSeq names its product phosphatidylinositol-5-phosphate 4-kinase, type II, gamma a (gene pip4k2ca). Lineage: Eukaryota; Metazoa; Chordata; Actinopteri; Clupeiformes; Clupeidae. The transcript has 11 exons. The record is from RefSeq and is a predicted model, not a curated record. The coding region runs from base 173 to 1426 and encodes 417 amino acids. Gene Ontology annotation, molecular function: phosphatidylinositol kinase activity. Gene Ontology annotation, biological process: phosphatidylinositol metabolic process.
ACAAUAUGAAUGGGCCUAGACUAGUUUCCGUACAUCACAUGACACGUGUUUUAUGUGCAUUUGUAUUUCUCCACCUGUCCAUCUGUACCACGUGAUGAACAGCCAGGCACCAAAACGACCGACGGGGAUCAAAUAGAGGAAAAGUAUUUCAACUUUUUAAGCCAGGUUUGUGAUGGCGUCCCUUGGUAACGCUGGUGCCACAUCGAGUCCAAUGGUCAUGCUGGCCCCAAAAACCAAGACGAAAAAGAAACACUUCGUGCAGCAGAAGGUGAAAGUAUUUCGAGCGAGCGACCCAGUUCUUAGCGUCUUCAUGUGGGGAGUAAACCACUCGAUUAAUGAUUUAAAUCAGGUACCUAUUCCUGUCAUGCUGUUGCCCGAUGACUUCAAAGCCAACACUAAGAUUAAAGUCAACAAUCACCUCUUCAACAAAGAAAAUCUCCCAGGACAUUUCAAGUUCAAGGAAUACUGUCCCCAAGUGUUCCGCAACCUCAGAGAGCGUUUUGGAAUUGAGGAUUUGGAUUAUCAGGUCUCUCUUGCACGUAGCCCGCCUGUACGUGGAGGGGAAAGUCAAGGAGAGGGUCUACUGCUGACCUCAUAUGACCGCACACUGGUGGUCAAGCAAAUCUCCAGUGAGGAUGUUGCUGAUAUUCACAACAUCUUGUCAGAAUACCAUCAGCACAUCGUCAAAUGCCAUGGCAGUACCCUUCUACCCCAGUUCCUGGGCAUGUACCGUGUAAGUGUGGAAAGUGAAGACUCCUACCUGAUCGUCAUGAGAAACAUGUUCAGCCACAGACUCCUAGUGCACCGGAAGUACGACUUGAAAGGCUCUCUGGUAUCCCGAGAAGCAAGUGACAAAGAAAAGGUGAAAGAGUUGCCCACGUACAAAGAUGUAGACUUCAGAAACAACAUGCAGAAGGUCUACGUGGAUGAAGAAGAGAAAGAAAGUUUCAUGGAGAAACUGAACAGAGACGUAGAGUUCCUGGUGAGGCUGAAGAUCAUGGACUAUAGUCUGCUCCUAGGCAUCCAUGAUGUGACUCGGGCUGAGCGGGACGAGGAAGAAGCCGAGGAGCCUGGCUGUGAGGACGAGGCCGAUCCCGACAACGGCCUAGCGCCCGCACCACUGGUCGGCUCCUAUGGGACCUCACCUGAGGGCAUUGCGGGCUACAUGAACUCCUUCAAGCCCCUUGGCCCUGGCGAAUUUGAUCCCUACGUGGAUGUAUAUGCUGUCAAAAGCGCCCCAGGAGCACCACAGAAGGAGGUGUACUUCAUGGGUUUAAUCGAUGUGUUGACACAGUAUGACGCCAAGAAAAAAGCUGCACAUGCAGCAAAGACUGUAAAACAUGGGGCUGGUGCUGAAAUAUCUACUGUUCAUCCAGAGCAGUAUGCAAAGAGAUUCCGCGACUUCAUCACUAACAUUUUUGCAUAGUGGCACUGUUCAACUGGAUGUACAUGUACUUUACCAGAAUAAGAUAAUUUAAAUAGUGAUUUUAAAAAUUAGGUCAUUUAUACAUACUCAUACAGUAUACAUGACAAUAUAUCAAUGUCUGGUGCAGAGUAAGGUGAGGCAUCACAAUCGUUUCCCCAUGCUGCACAUGGGCAAAGAGGGAGGAUUUUGUAAUCAGGACCUGAAGUGGCCUACUAUCAGCCUCAUAUCUGAGCUUUAGUAGUACAUAUAGAGUUCAUGGGAUGAAGAGGUAGAGCCCACAGUAUAGCAGGGUAUUCUAGAGUAGGUAAUCGUCAGGUGCACUGCACAGUAAAGGGCUUGUAGUGUGGUUUGAACUGUUUUUACUCUGCGUAUUCUGGAGCUGCACUAGAAUGUAAUUUAACCUAGCUUUGAGUCUUAGGAGUCGUGCAUGGGUGCGUCAGAUACCGAGCAUAGACAAUAUACGAAAUACAACCUCUAGAUGCCUUUGGUGGUUUCUGGGAGUUUUUCGAGUCAGUAUUCAACUGCUGCUGAUAACCUGAAGCUCUCCUGAGUCUGCCAUGAUUCUAGUAGAGAACCGAAUAGUUCAACAAAAAUUGUUUAUUUUUUUUCCUUAAGUGCUGUCAAGGAUCUAGGGUACAAAAAGUAGAUAAAUACAUAGCUUUGAAGAAAUAAUUUAUAGCUGAUAUUGAUCAACUCUGGCAUACAAUAUGCCUCAUUGCAUUGUAUUUAUUUUGUUACCAGUGUUUGGACCAAAAGGUUUUUUUUUUUUCCAUAACCUUUUCUGCAUCAUUUUUAAUUGCCAUUUUUAAGAUGUACCUCAUUCCUUUGCAACUCAACAGUGCCAAUAUCAUGACAUGUGUCGUAGACAACUGCCCCAGGAUGCUUUGCAGGUUUCCUCUUGAUCUUCCCUCCUGCAAUAGUGGUCUACAGUUCCUGUAUGCCAAUGGGCGAACAUU